AUGGCGCUAUCUCCCACCUGCAAGGCGAAAGGUGAUGCAUUAGGGACACAAAAAACAGAAGAUGAGGAAAACGGUUGCCUUGAAUGGUUUUGGGGAUGCAUCGGUUGGACGAAACCCUGGAAAGCCACACUGGAGAGAAGACCCAAUCCGUCGGACCGCCUCAGCUUUGGAUAUGCUGGCACCUCUCAGUCCAUAGGUUUGAGCACGAAAGCCUCUGUCGCCGACAGCAGCGCAUCCUCCGAUGCCCUCGCUCGACAUAUCAUUGCUGGUAUGAAGGUUGUGAAGAGAUUCGCACUUUUCCAGACCUGA
Molecule: messenger RNA, 309 nt
Organism: Pyrenophora tritici-repentis Pt-1C-BFP
Lineage: Eukaryota; Fungi; Ascomycota; Dothideomycetes; Pleosporales; Pleosporaceae
Source: RefSeq, a predicted model, not a curated record